Messenger RNA from Camelus dromedarius (Arabian camel), 1556 nucleotides. RefSeq lists its product as uncharacterized. Gene Ontology annotation, molecular function: methyltransferase activity. The record is from RefSeq and is a predicted model, not a curated record. Lineage: Eukaryota; Metazoa; Chordata; Mammalia; Artiodactyla; Camelidae. Bases 445 to 1350 code for a protein of 301 amino acids. The transcript is spliced from 8 exons.
AAGAGAACACACUUCCGCUUCCGGGGCACCCGCCGCGUUCCUUCAGUGCUUUUACUGAAAGGGUUUAUUGAGAUGUUUCUUUGCUUUGACUGGCUUUUGGCAGUUUUCUACCGCUCAAUAACUGCGGCAUUAAAGUUAGUAUUAAGAUCGGAGGCUCUCUAGGGAUGCGAUCUCAAGAAAGAAGUCCGGCCGCCAGGCGCCACCUUAAGAAAAAAUGACCUGGCGGAGCACCACCAGUUAAAGAAGAGAAUUAUGAGAGAUGGGGACGCGAUGGAAGGUAGAGAUUCCCGAAAGCACGUGAGAACUCCAUAGAAGGGGCGGGACUUAGGCCUUUCGGAGCCGAGGGAGGCGGGUUCCACCCCGCGCCGAAUCAGGUGUCUGGACCCGCCUCUGCCUGCGCCUGCGCAGUGCGAACCUUUCUCCUGCUCAGCUUUCUGCUCCAACAUGGAUUUCCGCUCCGCGAGGCAAGCUGUACUGCAGCUACUACGUACGGUGGCUCCCGCAGACCUCCCAGAGCUGAUCCAGUGGAUGCGAACUACCCGAGAUUUUGAUGAAUUCACUCAAGACAAUAAUGACAUUAUGUUGAAAAACAUAGCAGAAGACCUUCGGAAUUGCUUGCCCCUAGAAACCAUGCUUUCCUCAGAACAUCUAGCCCUCCAAAAAAUACAGCAGCAGCCAGAACCCACAGUUCACGUUGAUGCAUUCCUUUAUGAUGAAGACUUUAUUGAUUCAUUAUGUGAGGAAGGAAAAAUGAGCAGAAAUUACUGUACAGUAUGCGGCUCGCACCAGACGGCACCUUUAGGGUUUAUUUCUCAUUCCUUCUCUCUCAUGGAAUUGAAGUUCAUUUAUCAUCAUGUACUCCCUGAUCUGUCGGAAAAGAUCUUGGUUGAUGUUGGCUCCAGGCUUGGCACGGUCCUCUAUGGGGGUUAUCUUUAUAGUUCAGCAUCGCAACUAUAUGGAGUAGAAUUGAAUGGAGACUUUUGCCAAUUGCAGGAAAUGGUCAUUAAAAAAUACCAGUUCACUGACAGAAUAAAGGUGCUUCACGCAGACAUCUGUACGCAGGGCUCACUUCUGCAAAAUGCUGAUAUUAUUAUAAUGAAUAAUGUCUUUGAAUAUUUUCUUAAUGAGGCAGAACAGGCCAGAGCCUGGGACUACAUCAGCCAUAAUGUAAGGAGACGGGGAUCAUUACUAGUGACAGUACCAAGUCUUGAAGAGUCUCUCUCAGGUCUUCAGGUUAAUAUACAGUUAUCUUCCUGGGUUGAUGAAGUACCACUGAACUAUGAUGUCUACCCAGAAAAGGAUAUUGACAGGGAAGCCCUUAAACAAAUACAUUUAUAUAAGAUUCUCUAACACUAAAAUAGUCCUACCUCAGUGUAAUGCUUUGUUGAAUAUAUUACAAAAUAAUGAAAAAGAAACAUAACCCCAGUAUCCUAAGACCUCUUUUUUCUGUUUCCUUUCUGGUCUUUAUACAUAUGCUUACAUAUUUGUAAAUAGUUGUGUGUGUGUCUAUGUUUGCUUUGCAUGAUAAUUUUAUUAAAAUAGUUUAUCUGAAAAAA